GCCAAUUCUAUUCAAAACUUUCCUUCUUUUUCUUUUAAUUAAAAAUUGAAUAAAGGAGAAGGUGAAGUAAUCUUUUUCGUCAUCAGAUCACCAACUGGCCUGCCUUUGGAAUACUAUAUUAUAAUAAUCUGGAUCUCUCAAGUGUUAGUUGAAGCAGAUGAAGGUGGCGGGUUGAAUCCUAUUCCUGGGUCAGUGUCCUCCUGCGGAGCACUGCGCCAUAUGUUGUUCUUUAAACAGGAGCCUCCGACAACGUUACGUUGAACACAUGCUUCCAUAGCUCGAUCAGUACGUACCUGUUUCAAUUCUGGUGAAUAUAUGGUGAUGAUUAAGGGAUCGGAAGAACUGAAGACAUGUUUUGACGGGAGGCCGCCGGGGUGAUAUAUAUAAUUAUAAUUAUAUUAUAUUAAAGGGAAUCAAUAUAUAUAUAUAUAGAGAGAGAGAGAGAGAGAGUGUUGAGAUGGGGGGUAAGGAUGAUUCAGGCGCAGAAGAGAAAAGGAGGAAUGUGUUGGUUGGAAUCCGUUUUGAUGGGCAUACUAAAGAGUUGCUAGACUGGGCAUUGGUGAAGGUUGCAGAUCCGGGCGAUAGGGUGCUCGCUAUUCACGUUUCUACAAAAUCCUCCUCAGCCUCAGUAUUAGACGGCCCUAAUACUAAAGAUGAAUCAUACUCCUCCUGGUUGGAAAGUUAUCUGGAUGAUUACGAUGGCUUAUGUACUAAAAACCAGGUUCAUCUUAAAGCACAGGUUUUGAAAGGAAGUUCAACAAGAAAGAUGCUGGUGAGGGAAGCAAAGAAGCAUGAUGCGGUAGCUGUAAUAGUGGGGACAAGCAACCAUAAAAGACCUCUUAUUGGUCGUCUUGGGGGAUGGACUUCCAUUGCUAAAUACUGCGCAAAACAACUCCCCACCUCCGUUGAUGUUAUGGCUAUUCACAAUGGGAGGAUUGUAUUCAGAAGAGGAUCCAAUUCUCAAUACACAGCUGCUGCUGGAGAUCCCAGACCAAGUUUCUAUACAGAAAGAAGUUCCACUGUGGGGGAUAGCCACUCUGAAUUUGGGGAAUCAGAUAUGGGAAGGCUCAGCCAUGAGACAGAGUGUUAUGAGAAUUAUUCACAGGAUUAUGAAAGCUUGUCUAGUACUAGUCCCAAGGGAACACACAAGAAAGGUUGCCUUUCUUUGGCUUCAAUUUCUCUUCCUGUUGUUCAGCUUGCUGAUACGCCCCCCGGAUGGCCCCUACUUCGCUAUGAACCACCUGUGCCUGUGCCUGUGCAUGCCAGAAAGAUGUCUGUGGUACAGUGGGUCAUGACCUUACCAAACCGAUCUUUGAUAGACUUGGAAGGUUCGAGCCCAAAGAGUUCAGAAGAAGAAAAUUGCAGCUUUUCAGAUAAAAAUGAAAGCUGCAGUGAGCUUAUUAAUGAGUUUAAGCUUCUGAUUGAGACAAAUUCCCCAGCCUGCAAAUGGUUCAGCUAUUCUGUUCUCACAACAUCCACUUCUCAAUUCUCUUCAGAAAACUUAAUUGGGAAAGGAGGGUGUAACCAAGUAUACAAGGGAGUCCUUCCUGAUGGCAAACAAGUUGCAGUCAAGAUUUUGAAGUCGUCGGAAAAAGCUUGGAAGGAUUUCAUGCAGGAAGUUGAUAUCAUGACUUCAGUGAAACAUAAAAACAUUGCACCUUUGCUUGGGAUUUGUAUUGAAGACACUAGUGAUUUAGUAUCGGUCUACAACUUUUUAUCCCAGGGGAAUUUGGAAGAAAAUUUGCAUGGGAAGGGAAAGGGAAAAUCUCCAUUGGCUUGGAAAGUAAGGUUGAGAAUAGCUACAGGGAUUGCUGAAGCCCUGAAUUACCUGCACAAUGAACACCCUCGGCCUAUCAUUCAUAGAGAUGUCAAAUCCUCGAAUAUUCUCCUUGGAGAUGAGUUUGAAGCAAAGUUAUCUGAUUUGGGAUUAGCUAUAUGGGGACCCACAAGGACAUCCUUUGCAACUCACAGUGAUGUGGUGGGAACCUUUGGUUAUCUAGCUCCAGAGUAUUUUAUGUAUGGAAAAGUGAGUGACAAGAUUGAUGUGUACUCCUUUGGCGUCGUUCUACUGGAACUGUUAUCAGGGAGAAGAGCUAUUGGAUUUGAGAGUGCAAGGGGGGGUCAAGAAAGCUUGGUUAUGUGGGCAAAACCGAAAUUAGAGAGUGGAGACCUCAAAGGCAUAAUAGAUGAAAAUUUGAAUGUAAAUGGAGAUGAGGCUGAGGUGCAGAGAGUGGGUCUUGCAGCAAGACUGUGUCUUACACAAGCAGCUCGGUUUCGUCCUAACAUAGCCCAGAUACUGAAGAUGUUACGGGGCGAGAAAGAUAGCAGCAAGGGAGAAGAAGAAAAUGAAAAUGAAGAUGAAAAGGUGGAGAUGGAUGAUGAAGUGUAUCCAGAUUCAAGCGUAGAGUCACACUUAAGUCUUGCCUUAAUGGACAGCGACGCCAAUCAUUACUCCUCCGCAUCCUUCAGCAGCAGCAGCCCUUACUCUGUAGAAGAAUACUUGAAGAAAAGAUGGAGCAGAUCUUCAAGCUUGGAAUGAUUCAUCGAUUAGCUUUCAUUUCAUUUCUUUUCUUUUCUGUGCCUCUAAUUAAUUUCUCAGAUUCAUUGUUUGAUUGUACAGCAGUAGUAGUAGUAAUAAUGUACGGAGUAGUAUAGUUGCAUUAUAUGUGACACCCAGUCAUGAAUGAGGUGAGGUGAGGUGAUGAUGGAUUUAAGUUUAGAUGUAGACAGACAGCUUCAGUUUUUGUGUUAUGGAGCUUGAGUUAUAUGUUUGACAAAAUAAAUAGUAAAUGGAUAUAAAUGUUUUCUCGUCCUA
Messenger RNA from Ipomoea nil (Japanese morning glory), 2815 nucleotides. Its product is annotated as receptor-like cytosolic serine/threonine-protein kinase RBK2. The coding region runs from base 458 to 2539 and encodes 693 amino acids. NCBI's taxonomy places the organism in Eukaryota, Viridiplantae, Streptophyta, Magnoliopsida, Solanales, Convolvulaceae. The record is from RefSeq and is a predicted model, not a curated record. Gene Ontology annotation, molecular function: protein kinase activity; ATP binding. Gene Ontology annotation, biological process: protein phosphorylation. The transcript is spliced from 10 exons.